AUGCGCACUGCAUGGCUGGGCUUGGUUUCUGGGCGAAUCAACUCCCUGCACCAAUCAGAUGAGUCGCUGCAGCCCGGUGACAAUUUCGACGAGAUGACAAACGCCCAAGCAACUCUUAUCAAACUUGAGUCAGUCUGUAGAGCAAAUUGGCGCACCCAAGCUCAGGUAUACACGCACAUGCACGCGUGA
This is a messenger RNA of Protopolystoma xenopodis, 189 nucleotides long. NCBI's taxonomy places the organism in Eukaryota, Metazoa, Platyhelminthes, Monogenea, Polystomatidea, Polystomatidae. The record is from the annotation of a GenBank genome assembly.